This is a messenger RNA of Struthio camelus australis, 1299 nucleotides long. RefSeq names its product lymphocyte antigen 86 (gene LY86). Gene Ontology annotation, biological process: innate immune response; positive regulation of lipopolysaccharide-mediated signaling pathway. NCBI's taxonomy places the organism in Eukaryota, Metazoa, Chordata, Aves, Struthioniformes, Struthionidae. The record is from RefSeq and is a predicted model, not a curated record.
ACAGGCUGCACUGGCUCACUUAACUCUUCUGCAGGCGUCAAUGUAGUAACUUCUGUCUCCCUCCGAGAAAAAGGAACGGAAACCUCCCUCCACAGAGGGGUAGCGAGAGACAGAAGGAAGUAAUUCUACAAACUACCACCACCACCAUGAAGACGUUCAGUGUCCUCGCGCUCAUCUUAGUCCUGCUCUGCAUCAAUGCCAGCGCAGAAUGGCCUACGCACACAGUCUGCAAAAAGGACAACUUGGAAAUACGUUACAAAAGCUGUGAUCCUCAGCAAGAUUUUGCUUUCAGCAUUGACCGAUGUUCUGAUGUCGCAACCCACACCUUUAACAUCAGAGCUGCCAUAAUCCUGAGACACAGCACCAAGGAACUGUAUGUGAAGAUGAACCUGAUCAUAAAUGGGAAGACCGUUUUAAGCUACUCGGAGUCACUCUGUGAGCCGGAUAACCCUGAGCUUAUUUUAUGUGGAAAGAAGAAAGGAGAACACAUCUACUAUGAGGGACCAGUUACACUGGGAAUCAAAGAAAUCCCACAGGGAGACUACACUAUUUCAGCUGUGCUGACUAAUGAAGAUCACCUCACUGUCGCUUGUGCUGAUUUUACCGUGAAAAAUUACUUAGAUGAUUAUUAUUAGCAACAAAUAAACAAUGUGCCAAAACGCAUUUCAUUAAAGUUACAGAUCACCAAAACUGUUCAAGCCAAGCAAGCUACUUGCAUGCUACAAUGAUUCUGAAGGAAAUAAUUCCCACAUGGUGGCUUGUAUGCUGUUUCUCCUUAUAAUUCACUCUUUUCAAGAAGUCAGUAGACCCUCUAGUGGUAAUCUUAUCUCUAAAUGCACACUGUAGCCCACUUCGUGCUUCUAACAUAUACAGCCACAAAUAGCUGUUAAUACCAGCAUGCUGGUCUCAGGAUGAUAACAGCACCAGGCAGAACAGGUGAAAGCCUAAACAAUUUUUUGCAGUGAGUCAUAGAGGCAACCAUUUGUAACACAGGCUAAAGAUAACUUUCAUAUGUAUUAUCUAUUGUGCAGUUACAGCACUCAACAGUUUCAAUCUUCCUUGAGGAUUGCCUGGAGCCUGCAUUAGUAUAGAUUUUGUUUUAGCCACUGAACAAAGACCAAAUAGGAUGAGUGUACCUUUUUUUCAAUUCUCCACGUCCAGUCAUUGUAUCACUCCAGUCUUCAGGAGUCUACUUGGAUUUUUUUUCCCCUUUUUAAUGUCUUUUUUUGUGAUACAUGAAUCAUUCUGUUUCUAACCCAUGUGCUCUACUUGCUUCUCAAUAAAUUCAUAAUAAAAGAA